Messenger RNA from Lodderomyces oxycetoniae, 5868 nucleotides. RefSeq names its product putative RNA helicase. The record is from RefSeq and is a predicted model, not a curated record. NCBI's taxonomy places the organism in Eukaryota, Fungi, Ascomycota, Pichiomycetes, Serinales, Debaryomycetaceae. The coding region runs from base 1 to 5868 and encodes 1955 amino acids. Gene Ontology annotation, molecular function: nucleic acid binding; ATP binding; ATP hydrolysis activity. The transcript has a single exon.
AUGGCGUUGUAUAAUGUGACUUCUGUUAAGUCCUAUAUGGAGGCGAUGUGGCAAAUGGAUCAGAAGCUUUCACAGCUUACACUGCAACAGCACAAGAAACUGAAGCACGUUAAGCCUAUAGAUAGCGAGCCAGCAAGGUAUAGAUCAAUAGAAACUAUUCUUGAGAGAUUUAUUGGAGUAUCUAGUGAUGCCGUUAAACGCCUUGGGCGAAACUCCGAGGCGAAAGCGGAGGAGGAGUCUAAAUGCAUUAUUGAUGGGAUUCAGAGGGCUUGUUCCAAGAUAAGCAAAGACCGAGGUCAAAACGAAAAUGAGACCUUCACUCUAGUGCAAUCUUUGAUCAAGGGUUCCAAAAGUGACCAAGAGCUUGAAUCAUCACUAUUUGACAUUUUGGGCUUUGACGAGUUUGAGCUUAUAUCGAAAAUUGUGCAAAACAAAAAGGUAUUUAGCUCUAAUUGCCCCUUUCAGGCACAAACAAGUCAGCUCUUGACUGCAGAGCAACAUGAGCAGUUGCUCAUAGAUAGCUAUAACAAAACCAAGUCUCAGGCAAUAUUGCCCAAAUCAGAAUAUCAAAAGUAUGCUCAUGUAUACAAGAACCAAGAUACAGUAAACUUGGCAGCUGUCACGGGAGGGAAACUCUCGCUACCGAAAGGAAGUGUUCGAAAUUCAUAUGCAACUAACGAAGAGCUUAUUAUCCCGUAUCCAGACGAAACCCUACCGAAUAAAUGGAUCCGCGAUAACCAAUUAGUUAAAGUCAGGGAUAUGGAUUUCCUUUGUCAGGGCACAUUUAAGAAUUACGAUACUUUGAACAAAAUGCAAAGCUUGGUUUUUCCAGUGGCAUAUAACACCAACGAGAAUAUGCUUGUUUGUGCUCCUACAGGUGCAGGUAAAACAGAUGUGGCAUUGUUGACCAUCUUGCAUACUAUUGAUCAGUUUAUGUCCGAGUCAACGAGCGAAGAAGGGGACGACAUUGUGAUUGACAUUGACUACGAUGAGUUUAAGAUAAUAUAUGUUGCGCCGCUAAAGGCAUUGGCAGCCGAAAUCGUCGAGAAGUACUCUAAAAAAUUGCAAUGGUUGGGUAUUAAAGUGCGCGAGUUGACUGGUGAUAUGCAGUUGACGCGGCAAGAGAUCAUUGAUACCCAAAUUAUAGUAACAACACCAGAAAAAUGGGACGUGGUCACACGUAAGCUGAAUGGUGAUAGUGAGUUGGUUGCAAAAGUUAAAUUGCUUAUAAUUGACGAGGUACACCUUUUGCAUGAGGACAGAGGGUCUGUUAUAGAAACUUUAGUUGCUCGUACACUUCGGCAAGUUGAGAGCACUCAGCUGAUGAUAAGAGUUGUUGGGUUGUCUGCUACGUUGCCAAAUUACAUGGAUGUGGCGGACUUUUUAGGAGUAAAUAGGAAUAUUGGAAUGUUUUAUUUCGAUCUGUCAUUUAGACCUAUUCCACUUCAACAACAAAUAUUGGGAGUUCGUGGAAAAUCGGGGUCGAAGUUUGCAAGGGAGAACUUGAACAAGGUAUCGUACAAUAAAUUGGCUGAAUACGUCAGCCAGGGACUCCAAGUGAUGGUCUUUGUCCAUUCUCGAAAAGAGACAGUGAACACAGCAAGGGGAUUUAUCCUGAUGGCCCAGGAUCACAAUGAACUUGGAUUGUUUGACUGCACUGAAAAUGAAAGCUACGAGAGAUUCAAAAGAGAAGCAUCGCAAAAGAAUAGAAGUAAAGAAUUGCGCGAGUUGUUUCCGAGUGGGUUUGGAACUCACCAUGCCGGUAUGCUUCGAAGCGAUCGUAAUUUGACUGAAAAAAUGUUUGAAAGCGGGGCAAUAAAGGUACUUUGUUGUACGUCAACUUUAGCAUGGGGUGUGAACUUACCGGCCGCCGUUGUUAUAAUCAAAGGAACUCAGGUUUACGAUUCGAAAGAAGGUGGAUUUAUUGACCUUGGAAUAUCCGAUGUCAUACAAAUCUUUGGACGUGCUGGUCGACCGCAAUAUGAAAAGUUUGGUAUUGGUAUAUUGUGCACCACAAGCGAUAAGAUGGAUCAUUACAUUUCAUUGUUAACGCAGCAACAUCCGAUUGAGUCAAAGCUCAAGGAGAAAAUUACUGAUAACCUCAAUGCCGAGAUAUCUCUUGGAACUGUAACAAAUGUGGACGAAGGAGUGCAAUGGUUGGGCUAUACCUAUAUGAUCACGAGGAUGAAAAGAAACCCUUUUGCAUAUUCCAUGUCCUGGCAAGAGAUCCAAGAAGACCCGCUUUUAAUUAACCGAAGAAGAGAUAUGAUUGUUGCUUCUGCCAAGAGACUCCACGCCUUGCAAAUGAUUAUUUUUGAUGAAGAAACAGGUUCGUUUACACCCAAGGAUUUAGGACGAAUUGCUUCGGAUUUCUAUUUACUUAACAAUUCGGUUGAGAUAUUCAACCAAAUGAUGAAUCCUUUAGCUACUGAAGCUGACAUCCUUUCAAUGAUUUGUAUGAGUAGCGAGUUUGAUGGCAUUAAGUUUAGGGAGGAAGAGGCCAGAGAGCUAAAGAUUUUGUUGGAGGAAGACGCACCUUGUCAGAUUGCGGCAGAUAUCGAUUCUCCGCCAGGAAAAACAAACAUUUUACUUCAAGCAUUCAUCUCACAAGCUAACGUCCGGGAAUCGGCUUUGAUCUCAGAUUCAAAUUAUGUUGCACAGAAUUCCGCCAGAAUUUGCAGAGCAUUAUUUCUUAUUGCCAUGAAUAGAAGAUGGGGAAAGCUAAUGGAAAUAAUGUUGUCCUUAUGCAAGUCUAUUGAUAAAAGAAUUUGGUCUUUUGAGCACCCAAUGUGUCAAUUUGAUUUGCCCGAACCGGUACUAAAGAACAUCAAAAACAAAAACCCAACUAUGGCAAUGUUACGGGAUAUGGAACCAGCGGAACUAGGUGACUUUGUUCACAAUAACCUGAUGGGAAAUGUCUUGUACAAACUAGUUGGCAAGUUUCCAUACAUUGAAAUCAACUCUGAGAUAUUUCCUAUUACAACAAACGUAAUGAGAUUACAUGUCGAAUUAGUACCAGAUUUUGAUUGGGACGUUAGAUAUCAUGGUAUGGCACAAAUCUUUUGGUUGACCGUGGAGGAAUCAGAUAAACUGAAUGCUGUUUUGCAUGUGGAAAAGUUUAUUUUGAACAAAAGACAAGUAGGCAGGCCUCAUGAAAUGGACUUUAUGAUUCCGUUAUCUGAUCCAUUACCGUCACAGGUUAUUGUGAAAAUUGUAUCUGACUUAUGGAUUGGUUCUGAAACGGUUCAUCCAAUCUCUUUCCAACAUUUGAUCAAGCCGCUGAAUGAAACAAUGAAAACUGAGUUGUUGAGACUACUGCCGUUACCUAUAACAGCAUUGCAUAAUCCAGAUAUAGAGAAAAUCUAUUCAUCCAAGUUUCGGUAUUUCAAUCCAAUGCAAACAAUGGUAUUCCACUCGUUAUACAACACUAAUGAAAGUGUAUUUGUUGGAUCACCCACUGGAUCAGGUAAAACAUUGGUGGCCGAGUUGGCAAUCUGGCAUGCCUUUAACGAAUUCCCUGGAUCCAAGGUUGUUUACAUUGCUCCCAUGAAGGCUCUUGUACGUGAGAGAGUUGACGAUUGGAAAAAGAGAAUAUGUCAAAACACAAGUCACAAGCUUGUUGAAUUGACGGGCGAUUCGUUACCCACCACUGAUGAAGUCAAGGAAGCCGACAUUAUUAUUACCACUCCUGAGAAAUUUGAUGGUAUUUCACGUAAUUGGCAAACCAGGAAAUUUGUUCAGCAAGUGUCACUAGUUAUCAUGGAUGAGAUUCAUCUUUUAGCAAGUGAUCGUGGACCUAUUUUGGAGAUGAUUGUAAGUCGAAUGAAUUAUAUUGGCUCUCAACUUAAAAAACCUGUGCGUUUAUUGGGUAUGUCUACUGCCGUUUCCAAUGCGUUUGAUAUGGCUGGCUGGUUGGGGGUUCGUAAUGGUCUUUUCAAUUUCCCCCAAUCGGUGCGUCCUGUUCCUUUACAGAUGUACAUUGAUGGGUUUCCUGACAAUUUAGCCUUUUGUCCAUUGAUGAAAACAAUGAACAAACCGGCAUUUAUGGCAAUCAAACAACAUUCACCGGAAAAACCUGUUUUAAUUUUUGUUGCCUCUCGUCGACAAACAAGAUUAACUGCGUUAGAUUUGAUUCACCUUUGUGGAAUGGAGGCCAAUCCUAGAAGGUUUUUGAAAAUGUCAGAGUAUGAAUUGGAAGAAGUUUUGGAGAAAGUUAAGGAUGAUACUUUAAGAUUAUCUUUGCAAUUUGGAAUGGGCCUUCAUCAUGCCGGUUUGGUUGAGUCUGAUCGUCAAAUUUCACACAAACUAUUUGAAGCUGGUAAGAUACAAAUUUUGGUAGCUACAUCUACUUUAGCAUGGGGUGUCAACUUACCGGCACAUUUGGUAAUUAUCAAAGGUACACAAUUCUUUGAUGCCAAGAUCGAAGGAUAUAGGGAUAUGGAUUUGACAGAUAUUCUUCAAAUGAUGGGGAGAGCUGGUCGACCCGCGUUUGAUACCAGCGGUAUAGCUAUCGUUUAUACGAAGGAGUCGAAAAAGAUCUUCUACAAGCACUUUUUGAAUUUGGGAUUUCCUGUUGAAUCCUCAUUGCAAAAAGUUUUAGAUAAUCAUAUUGGUGCAGAGAUAGCUGCAGGCACUAUUACAACGAGACAAGAAGCAAUGGAAUUCUUGACAUGGACAUUUUUGUACAGAAGAGCUCAUAAUAAUCCAACUUAUUACGGGAUUGAAGAUGUUUCUCAAUAUGGGAUUUCGAAAUAUUUGGCGGGUCUUAUUGAUCUGGCUAUUGAUAACUUGGCAGAGUCUAAAUGUGUACUAACGCUGGGGACCGAUGUUUUACAUGCAACACCAUUUUUGCAUAUUUCAUCUUACUACUAUCUUUCGCAUUUGACUAUGAGAAAUUUUGUUAAGAAGGUUGCCCCUACUAUGGAUUUUAGACACUGUUUGAUGUUACUUUGUGAGGCCACUGAGUAUGAUGAAUUAGCCACACGUCACGGGGAAGAAUUGAUAAAUAUGGAGAUGUCCGUAUCGAUGAGAUAUCAGGCUGAAGAUCUUGAGAAGGAAUUUAUUUGGGAUCCACAUGUUAAAGCGUAUCUUCUCAUGCAAGCGUUUAUGAGCAGGGUGGAACUUCCAAUUGCAGAUUAUGCCCAAGAUACGGUCUCAGUAUUGGACCAAGCGCUACGUAUAUUACAAGCAUAUAUCGAUGCAGCUGCAGAGAUGGGCUAUUUACAAACAGUGUUUGUUCUUGUUGAAUUGAUGCAAUGUUUAAAACAGAGGUAUUGGUAUGAUGACGAUCCAGUUUCAGCGCUACUAGGCUCAAAGUUGACCCCAAAAAGUGAAAUCAAGAAAUUGAUUGGGUUGAAGGAAGUUGGUGAAAUGAAACGCGGCCAAUUGUUUAAUUUAGCAGAAAGGAGAAUGGGUGUGAAAGGAGGAGAAGUAUCUGGCCACAGUAUUGAGGAGAGGGGGGAGGAGGAAGAAAAAGAAAAGGAAAAGGAAAAGGAAAAGGAAGCAGCUAAAGCACAGUUUGUCAAAAUUGCGUCUCACUUGCCUACAGGAAACUUGGAAAUCAAACAAGAAAAACAAGAUUCUCUUCGAGUAUCUCUCGUUGGUGGGAACAGCCCUUUGAAUGAUGAGUUCAAGUUAUAUUGUCCGUAUUUCCCCAAACCACAAAGGGAGUCAUGGUUUGUAAUAAUCCAUGAUGGGAAGAAAGAGUUGCUUUUGUUAAAGAGAGCUUCACCAAAAAUGGUGAGAUCAAAACGUACUGUUGUCUGUGAUCUAAUCGUGACACCAGAUUUGUUUGGUAAAAACGUCAAAGUUUCAGUGGUCAAUGAUGGCAUGGAUUUGCAGUAUGACGGAGAAAUCAAACUUUUAUAG